Messenger RNA from Physeter macrocephalus (sperm whale), 3921 nucleotides. It is a transcript of the gene TRAF7, whose product is annotated as TNF receptor associated factor 7. The coding region runs from base 236 to 2248 and encodes 670 amino acids. NCBI's taxonomy places the organism in Eukaryota, Metazoa, Chordata, Mammalia, Artiodactyla, Physeteridae. Gene Ontology annotation, molecular function: protein binding; zinc ion binding. The record is from RefSeq and is a predicted model, not a curated record. The transcript has 21 exons.
CUCUCCCAGGCUGCAGCAACAGGCACUUGGGCACCCGGCACUGAAGAGGGGCGGGCAGCGGGCUGGCUGAGGUCCUGGGGGAGCACCUGCUGUGGUCCUGGCCACCCGGACCGUGGGUGCCGCUUGCUGGAGCCAGCAGCUGGCUUCUUGGCCCUGGGAGCUUGCACUGGAAGGAGCAGAUGGAUUGCAAAAUCCAGGGGACGCUGCCCGAGGACCUUAGAUGCCUCUCUAGAGCAUGAGCUCGGGCAAGAGCGCCCGCUACAACCGCUUCUCCGGGGGGCCUAGCAACCUUCCUACCCCAGACGCCGCCACCGGGACCAGAAUGGAAACGACCUUCGGGCCCGCCUUUUCGGCUGUCACCACCAUCACAAAAGCCGAUGGGACCAGCACAUACAAACAGCACCGCAGGACGCCCUCUUCCUCCAGCUCCCUCGCCUACUCCCCGCGGGAUGAGGAGGACAGCAUGCCCCCCAUCAGCACCCCACGCCGCUCUGACUCGGCCAUCUCCGUCCGCUCCCUGCACUCGGAGUCCAGCAUGUCCCUGCGCUCCACGUUCUCGCUGCCCGAGGAGGAGGAGGAGCCGGAGCCGCUGGUGUUUGCCGAGCAGCCCUCGGUGAAGCUUUGCUGCCAGCUCUGCUGCAGUGUGUUCAAGGACCCUGUGAUCACCACGUGUGGGCACACCUUCUGUCGAAGAUGCGCCUUGAAGUCAGAGAAGUGUCCCGUGGACAAUGCCAAGCUGACGGUGGUGGUGAACAACAUCGCGGUGGCUGAGCAGAUUGGCGAGCUCUUCAUCCACUGCAGGCACGGUUGUCGGGCAGUGGGGGGCGGGAAGCCCACUGUCUUUGAGGUGGACCCCCGAGGGUGUCCCUUCACCAUCAAGCUCAGCACCCGGAAGGACCACGAGGGCAGCUGUGACUACAGGCCUGUGCGGUGCCCCAACAAUCCCAGCUGCCCGCCCCUUCUCAAGAUGAACUUGGAGGCACAUCUCAAGGAGUGCGAGCACAUCAAGUGUCCCCACUCCAAGUACGGGUGCACGUUCAUUGGAAACCAGGACACGUAUGAGACGCACUUGGAGACCUGCCGCUUCGAGGGCCUGAAGGAGUUCCUGCAGCAGACGGAUGACCGCUUCCACGAGAUGCACGUGGCGCUGGCCCAGAAGGACCAGGAGAUCGCCUUCCUGCGCUCCAUGCUGGGCAAGCUCUCAGAGAAGAUCGACCAGCUGGAGAAGAGCCUGGAGCUCAAGUUCGAUGUCCUGGAUGAAAACCAGAGCAAGCUCAGCGAGGACCUCAUGGAGUUCCGGAGGGACGCGUCCAUGCUGAAUGACGAGCUGUCCCACAUCAAUGCACGGCUGAACAUGGGCAUCCUAGGAUCCUACGACCCGCAGCAGAUCUUCAAGUGCAAAGGAACUUUUGUGGGUCACCAGGGCCCCGUCUGGUGUCUCUGUGUCUACUCAAUGGGGGACCUGCUCUUCAGCGGCUCCUCUGACAAGACCAUCAAGGUGUGGGACACGUGUACCACCUACAAGUGCCAGAAGACGCUGGAGGGUCAUGAUGGCAUUGUGCUGGCACUCUGCAUCCAGGGGUGCAAGCUCUACAGCGGCUCAGCCGACUGCACCAUCAUCGUUUGGGACAUCCAGAACCUGCAGAAGGUGAACACGAUCCGGGCCCACGACAACCCAGUGUGCACGCUGGUCUCCUCACACAACAUGCUCUUCAGCGGCUCCCUGAAGGCCAUCAAGGUAUGGGACAUUGUGGGCACCGAGCUGAAGCUGAAGAAGGAGCUCACCGGCCUCAACCACUGGGUGCGGGCCCUGGUGGCCGCCCAGAGCUACCUGUACAGCGGCUCCUACCAGACAAUCAAGAUCUGGGACAUCCGGACCCUCGACUGCAUCCACGUCCUGCAGACAUCUGGCGGCAGCGUCUACUCUAUUGCCGUGACGAAUCACCACAUUGUCUGUGGCACCUACGAGAACCUCAUCCACGUGUGGGACAUUGAGUCUAAGGAGCAGGUGCGGACCCUGACAGGACACGUUGGCACUGUGUAUGCCCUGGCGGUCAUCUCAACGCCAGACCAGACCAAAGUCUUCAGCGCAUCCUAUGACCGGUCUCUCAGGGUCUGGAGUAUGGACAACAUGAUCUGCACGCAGACUCUGCUGCGUCACCAGGGCAGUGUGACUGCGCUGGCUGUGUCCCGGGGCCGGCUCUUCUCAGGAGCUGUGGACAGCACCGUGAAGGUGUGGACUUGCUAACAGAAUCCAGGCCAGGUCUUGGCUUCCUCUGGGCCUGACCUAGGCCUGUCCAAGUCUGGCGAGCCACAGGGCUGGUCUUGGGGUCUCUGCCUGCCCCAUGGGAACAGGCAGGCAGACUCAGCCAGGCAGACAGUGCCCUCCCUGCCCUGCGUCCAAUGAGCCUCCCUCUGCUUGGCCUUGUCAUCGUCACUGCCAGGACAGUGCCCAGCCCGUCUGGGUGCCAGGUACGAUGCUCACCAGGCCCACCCUCCAUCCCCACUCCAGAUGGACUGUGGGCCUUUUUACUCACCUUUUCUACUGUUUUUAGACUGUAUAUAAAUUUGAUUACUUCCUGAUUGAAAUAAAAGCUGCACAGACUGUGGCUUUGAGUGGGGAUGGUCCUCAGGGGGAGGAAGAGGCCAUCUGAGGACACUGGGGAGCACAGGCACCAGCAGCCAGUGGGAGGGAAGCUGGGCAGGGACCACAGGAGGCUCCUGUUGACAUCCCCAGGAUGUACACUCUUGGUGACUUCUUCUUCCUGUCAGGAACAGGCUAGCCCCCCACUUGCCCCAAUGUACAUACCCCAAAAAAGUGAGCCAGGCAGCUCCAUAUUCUGCCGUUUAUUGACAGCUGACAGUAGCUCCCUGCCCGGAACCCCCCCUCCCCACCUGCUGGCCCUGGCCUGGGCCACCCACUGAGGAGAGGCCAGGUAGCUGACCAGGCCCACCCACCUGGGGACGUGCCAGCACAUGACCACUGGAAGGGGCCCCACACACCCAGGCACCACCUUGGCAGAUCCCCUCAGCCCACCUGAAACACAAUCGCUGGUUUUCGGCGCUUUUUUGUGUGUGUGUGUGUGUGUGUGGUAUGCGGGCCUCUCACUGUUGUGGCCUCUCCCAUUGUGGAGCGCAGGCUCUGGAUGCACAGGCUCAGCGGCCAUGGCUCACGGGCCCAGCCACUCUGCGGCAUGUGGGAUCUUCCCGGACCGGGGCACGAACCCGUGUCCCCUGCAUUGGCAGGCGGAUUCUCAACCACUGCGCCACCAGGGAAGCCCCGGCGCUUUAAAAUUCUCUUUUUUGUUAAGAAAUGUCAAAGUUGUGCCCAACACAUGUGGAUCAGCAAACACGAUAGAGGAGCCCAGUCAGUACUUUUCGGAAGAGGGAGAUGGAGGAAGAGAAGGCGAGAACGACCACACAACACGGCCUCAGACCAUGAGCAGAGCGUCUGUGGGAACUGGAGCGGGGGUGGGCUGGCUGCGCGGGGCCAGCUCAGGGCCCCAAGGAGGGAGGGUUGGGCACACCCUCACACGCACCACACGCAACCUGGCAUGCAUGCCCUGCACCCACUGCUGUCACCCAACUGACGCACCCACGUUCACCACGCUGUGCACACAGCUCCCCUGAAGCCCAAGGGAGAGGCACCAGCACCCAUGGGAGAGGCAGAGCCCUCCCCACUGUCUCCACGGCGUGGAUGACACAGCCCAGCGGAGAGCAAGGCACAUCCUUCAAGUUCUUCAGAUGCAGAGAAGUUAGGAGAGAGAGCAGAGGGGAGGCCCUGGUGGAGCACAGACCCCUCCCCCAGACCCCAGCCUCCUGUUUGUGCUACUGGGCCCAGAGGUCUGGCCACUCCUGGACAGAGGGAGGGAAGGAUAGACAGACAGAUGGCCGGGGCCUCUAACAGCUUUUGUCUUGAGC